This is a messenger RNA of Mytilus californianus (California mussel), 2000 nucleotides long. RefSeq lists its product as uncharacterized. The record is from RefSeq and is a predicted model, not a curated record. Lineage: Eukaryota; Metazoa; Mollusca; Bivalvia; Mytilida; Mytilidae. The transcript has 10 exons. Bases 207 to 2000 code for a protein of 597 amino acids.
AUUAUGUUAAUGAAGCUCUCAUUUCAUUAUCACUGUUAUAUGUAAUUUUAUCUUUUCAGAUUGACUAUGACAACAAUUUAGCUUUAAACAUUAAUAGAGAGAAAAGAGAAGACAAAUGUUAUAGUUCAGAUUCAUGUAAAAAACUUUUGAAUGAUCACCAAAAGGAAACAACAACAGAUGGUAAUAGUCAAACAGAGAGUGAAAGUAUGUGCUUUGAGACAGGUGACAGUCAAUAUUCGGAGGCAUCAGUUUGUAUGAUGGACAAAUUACAGAGGCUGAAUUCUUUCCUGGCAACAUCAGAUGUAUCACCUGUGAAGGAAAAAUUGAUUCCAUUAUUAGAAUCUACACAUAAAACCAAGCAGAGAUGCGUGUCAAAAGCACUGCAGUGUAUGUCAGUAAUAUGUGAAACCAUCUGCCCUGGAGAGGGAGACACUUUGAAAGAUUUGAUGUUUAAGUCUGUAUUUUCGGCACAUAAACCUGAAAAGUCCUCUACACUUGAUGAAACAGCACUAAUACUAAAGGACACAUAUAAUUCUGCAGAAACAUGGACAUUAAGAAGACAAAUUCUAUCAGUCUUAUCCAGAAAUUACAGCUUUGAUGAGGUCAGAGAGAUGAUACCGGAUCUGACAAAGUACAGAUUUUAUGCUGCCAAACAGCACAGUGAUGAAGUAGGUUGUGGCCUCCCAGUGUCCAGAGAAAAACUAACAAGAAACAAGAUAGACGUAGCAGAGUUGGAACACUUCAUAGAUUUCAUCGUCAGCUCAGAUGUUGUAAAAGAUCUGCCUUUUGGUAUGAAGACUAUGAAGCUAACAUCUGGAGAAAUAGUCAAUGUUCCAAAUUUGAUACGAAGCCUUGCACCGUCAUCCCUUGUUAACCAGUACAUCCAGUUCUGUGAUUCCGAAAAUGUUGGUCAUUUAGGAAGAAGUACAAUGUAUAAGAUACUUAAUGACUGUGCUGCUUCCGUUAGAAAAUGUGUUGAGGGACUUGAUUAUUACGUUGCAGAGGGUGGAAAGGCAUUUCAAGAUCUUGAGAUAAUCAUAGAAAAACUUAGUGCAUCAAGUGAAAAGAAGAAAGAAUUGAAGUCAAAAUUGCUGAAUGGGAAGAGAUACAUAAAGUCAGAUUUUAAGGUUGAAAAUGCUGUAGAAGCUAUAAAAGAUUGGAAAAGUCAUGCUAUGAGAGCUAGGAAUCAAGAAGGUGCAAGGCUAGAUCUAUUAAAGAAUUUAAAUGAAAAUCAAGCACUUAUCACAUGUGACUGGGCAAUGAAAUUUCUACCACGCAAAUUUAGAGAAGGACAGAGUGACUGGUUUGCCAAACGUGGAAUCAACUGGCACAUUUCAGUAACUUUGUACAAACAAGGGGAAGAACUAAAGACAAUAACACAUGUACACAUUUUUUCAUCCCAGAUAUCUCAAGAUGGUUCUGUUACUGCUUCUGUGUUGUGUGAUGUAGUCCAUGAUCUGACAAAACAAGUACCAAACAUACAGGAGGUGAACUUCUUCUCAGAUAAUGCAGGAUGCUACAAGAACACAAUGAUGAUGGUAGCCCUUAGAGCUGAACUGGGGGAUAAGUUGAAAACGUACAACUUCAGUGAAGCACAGGAUGGCAAAGGUCCAUGUGACCGCAGGGCUUCACAUAUCAAGGCAUAUGUUAGAAGAUACAUUAAUGAGGGUCAUGAUGUCACAUCUGCAGAGGAGAUGAAACAGGCUAUAGAGGUUAAACAGAAAGGAUCAUUCAGGGUUAGAGUCGUUGACAUUGUAACUAAUUUGGAUGCAGAGAAGUCAAAGAUAAAACCAAUAACUGGAAUUACACAAUUGCAUAAUUUUUCAUUUGAUGUCAAUGGAAUAACAGUUUGGAAGGCAUAUGGAAUAGGAGAAGGAAAGCGAAUAUCAUGGGACAACAUUGGAACCACAGAGCAAAGAACCAAUCUGUUGGUUAAAGUUGAUUGGACAAUUGCAGCUCCUCAGUUGUUGGAAAUAGAAGUCAAGGAUUUUUUACUAUGA